GUGCUGCACCUGCACCUGGCGCAUUGUACGAUCGGCGCCACGGGCUCCAAGGCCCUGGCGGAGUCGCUGGCCUCCCUGCUUGGCCUGCGGCUCUUGAGUCUAUCAGACAGCGGCGUGGGCGGCGCGGGCGCCGAGGCCCUGGCGGGAGCGCUGCCCUCCAUGCCUGCCCAGCGGAAGCUGUGGCUUGACGAGAGCAGCAUGGGCGACGCAGGCGCCGCCAUGCCCGGCUUGCGCGAUGUGCGCCUGGAGAGCAGCCGCAUCGACGGCGGUGCAGAGGCGGCGUUGCGGGCCAGCUGGGAGAGUG
Molecule: messenger RNA, 304 nt
Organism: Prorocentrum cordatum
Lineage: Eukaryota; Dinophyceae; Prorocentrales; Prorocentraceae
Source: the annotation of a GenBank genome assembly